Messenger RNA from Rhipicephalus sanguineus (brown dog tick), 1003 nucleotides. RefSeq names its product L-xylulose reductase. The coding region runs from base 151 to 888 and encodes 245 amino acids. NCBI's taxonomy places the organism in Eukaryota, Metazoa, Arthropoda, Arachnida, Ixodida, Ixodidae. Gene Ontology annotation, biological process: glucose metabolic process; xylulose metabolic process. Gene Ontology annotation, molecular function: carbonyl reductase (NADPH) activity; L-xylulose reductase (NADPH) activity. The record is from RefSeq and is a predicted model, not a curated record. The transcript has 7 exons.
UACCGGCAGCAAUCGUUCGACCUCGGAGAACAUAAAUCGCAGUGCGUUGCCUGCAGCAGGCACAAAGAAGUCCUCUUCCAGGGCGUUCUUGCGGGUCCCGCGGUUUCAUCGGGCACAAAAUAAGUUUAUAAUAGAAGCACCGAAAGCGGCAUGGACGCCUUUUUCUCAGGCAAACGGGCGGUGGUCACGGGCGCUGCGCAAGGAAUGGGCGCACGGAUCGCCACUGAUUUGGCGAAGUUUGGGGCAACUGUUACUGCUGUAGACAUCAACGCAGCAAAGCUGACUGAACUACAGAAGCAAGUGAGCAACAUUAUUCCUGUGGCCGUAGACCUAUCCGACUGGGAGGCGACAAAGCGUGCUUUGGCCAACAUCGGCGACGUAGAUUUGCUCGUGAACAACGCUGGCAUCACCAAAUUAGAAGCGUUUGGAGAAAUUGAACCGGAUAGUAUUGACAAAAUUUUUGCAGUGAACUUCAAGGCCGCAGUGAACGUUUCGCAGAUAUGCGUGCGAUCCAUGAAAUCCCGAGGCGUGCCUGGUGCCGUGGUGAAUGUGUCGAGCCAGUCCUCACUAGUGGCGCUACCUGAGCACGCUGCGUACUGUGGCAGUAAGGCUGCCCUCGACAUGCUUACCAGAGUCAUGGCGCUCGAGCUGGGCCCAUACAAUAUUCGCGUGAAUUCGGUGAACCCGACCGUGACCAAGACAGCCAUGGGCGAGGCCGUUUGGAAGCAAUACCCUGAAAAGGCGGCCGCCAUGAAAGCCAAGAUCCCACUCGGCCGAUUUGCAGAGACAAAGGAAAUAUCAGAUGUGGUGCUGUUUCUUCUCAGCGAUAUGGCGUCCAUGGUAACAGGGGUCGUUCUGCCUAUCGACGGUGGCUACACAGCAGUCUGAAAAUGCAUUGUCUAUUAGAUAGCGUGCAUUCAGUAGACUGCAUGUGUGGAAUAAAAUUUUCCAGAGUGGGAAUGUAUUUUGCAGUCAUGACAAUAAAUACAACGUAAUAUGUUUU